AAUUAAAUAAAAAACCAGAGGUACUUACACCACACAAAAAUGAAGAAAGAAAGAACUGGAGAUAAUUGUAGACCAUUUAAAUUAGCUCACCAAAUAGUCAGUUUAACUGGAAUAAGUUUUGAAAGGAAGAGCAUAAUAGGAUUUGUGGAAUUGACUGUAGUUCCUUUGAAAGACAACUUACGAAUCAUAAAGUUGAAUGCCAAACAAUGUCGAAUCUACAGGGUAAUCUUGAACGAUCAGUACGAAGCUCAUUUUCAGUAUUUUGAUCCAUUUCUAGAUGUUUGCCAAUCUGAUGUAGAGACAAAAAGCCUAGAGUCAUUUUCAAAUCAUCACCUUGCUGCAGCUCUGAGAGUUGAUCCAGAUAAUAACUCUGGGGAAUUAGUUGUAACAAUACCACCAGAGGCUAGUCACUUGGUAGCUGAAGGUACAGCUUUGAGGGUUGGAAUAGAGUUUUCUCUUGAGCAACCACAAGGGGGUAUUCACUUUGUGGUACCUCAAAAAGAAGGAACAUAUGCUGAGAGAGGAGUCCAUCUUUUUACUUAUGGGCAUCAAAAUUCGUCAAGACUAUGGUUUCCUUGUGUCGAUAGUUAUGCAGAGACUUGUACCUGGAAGCUUGAAUUCACUGUAGAUGAAGAAUUGACGGCUGUUUCCAAUGGUGAUUUGAUAGAAAGUGUAUACACACCAGAUAUGAGACGAAAAACCUAUCACUAUUCCCUCAAUAUCCCCACUUGUGCUCCAAACAUAUCACUUGCUGUAGGCCCAUUUGAAGUAUUUGUAGACCCUUAUAUGCAUGAAGUAACACACUUCUGUUUGCCAAAUUUGCUACCCCUCUUGAAGGUCACAACCCGGUAUAUCCAUGAAACUUUUGAAUUCUACGAGGAAACUUUAUCGAAUAGGUAUCCCUAUUCAUGUUAUAAACAGGUGUUCGUUGAUGAGACGCAUGAUGAAGUAAGAUCAUAUGCUACUAUGAGCAUUUUGAGCGUGAAUUUGCUUCACUCUGCAGUUAUAAUCGAUCAGGUUUAUGUAACGAGGAAGGUAAUGGCUCAGGCUAUUGCUGAACAGUUUUUUGGAUGUUUCAUUUCCAUGCAAAACUGGUCAGACAUGUGGUUGAACAAAGGUAUUAGCCAGCAUCUCUGUGGAUUAUAUUGCAAAAAAUCAUUUGGUAAUAAUGAAUAUAGGGAAAUGAUACAAAGUACACUGCAAGAUGUUGUAAAAUAUGAAGAAGAAUUUGGUGGCAUAAUUUUGGAUCCAAGUCAACCUCCUGCUCCUCUGCCUGUUGGAGUAAAUACACCUCAGACAAGCCAGAAAGUUUCUGAAGAAAAGUUUUAUUUCCCAACUAGGAAUCUUCACACAAUGUCAUCUCUGUAUAUCGAAACCUUGCACAAGAAAGCCUUUUUAGUAAUGAGAAUGUUGGAGCAUCGAAUAGGUUUGGAGUUGCUUUUACAAGUUUUCAACAAGCAGCUAUCCCUGGCCACAAAUGCCGCUCAGCAAAAGAUAGGUAGUGGGUUAUGGGGUCACAUGCUGAUUAGUACUAACGUUUUCACCAAAGCAAUUUUCACAGUCACAGGCAAAGAUAUGGCAGUUUUUAUCGAUCAAUGGGUAAGGACAGGAGGACAUGCUAAAUUUCAUUUGACAUCGGUUUUCAACAGAAAGAGAAAUACCAUAGAACUUGAAAUAAGACAAGAUGCUACAACUUCUAUGGGAAUUCGAAAGUAUGUUGGACCACUUUUGGUAACUUUGCAAGAGUUGGAUGGUACUUUCAAACACAAUUUGCAGAUUGAAAAUACUGUUGUGAAGGCAGAUAUUACAUGCCACUCCAAAAGUAGGAGAAAUAAGAAGAAAAAAAUUCCACUUUGUACCGGAGAAGAAGUAGAUAUGGAUUUGAGUGCUAUGGAUGAUUCUCCCGUUUUGUGGAUAAGACUUGAUCCAGAGAUGACUCUUCUGAGAUCUGUGGUGAUAGAACAACCAGAUUACCAGUGGCAGUACCAGUUGAGACAUGAAAGAGAUGUCACAGCUCAAGUGGAAGCAAUCAUGGCACUGGAAAGAUAUCCCACACCACCGACUCGUUUAGCUCUCACUGAUACAAUAGAGAGUGAACAGUGUUACUAUAAAGUCAGAUGUAGAGCGGCACAUUGUUUAACAAAG
Leptinotarsa decemlineata (Colorado potato beetle) is the source of this 2145-nucleotide messenger RNA. RefSeq names its product TATA-box binding protein associated factor 2 (gene Taf2). Gene Ontology annotation, cellular component: transcription factor TFIID complex. Gene Ontology annotation, molecular function: RNA polymerase II general transcription initiation factor activity; chromatin binding; metallopeptidase activity. Gene Ontology annotation, biological process: transcription initiation at RNA polymerase II promoter. Lineage: Eukaryota; Metazoa; Arthropoda; Insecta; Coleoptera; Chrysomelidae. The record is from RefSeq and is a predicted model, not a curated record.